AUGGAGACUGCUAUCGAAAAAGGAAUAGUGGGAUUCGGAUCGAGCUGGGCAGUAGAGAGUGGUAAUCGCAUACUCUUGUCUCCACGUGCAUCAUGUCGUUUACCACCGUCACGUCCUUCUCCUUGUGAAAAGGAUCCUAGUCUCAGACGACGGGCAGAAGAUUAUUGUCAUUUUAUCAACAGCACUUCUGGCCCAUAUUUAGACUGUCACGGUGUUAUCGAUGCUAGCGACUACUACCGUUUUUGCCUUGACGACGUUUGUGCUAACAAUGACAUUUGUCGUAACCCUUGUCAAUCCAUUCGAGCGUACGAAGAUAUAUGCCGCAGUCGAGGUCGAGUGAUUGGCACAUUCAUUGAUAAAUCUUGCAAUAAUGGAGCUACCUGCUCGGCCUGGGGUGAUCCACAUUACACAACAUUUGACGGCAUUCGCCAUCAUUUUCAAGGACAGUGUGAAUACGUAUUCGUGCAAGAUUGUUUGCGAAAUGAUUUUGCUGUACACGUUCAGAACGGACACAAGAGAGGCGACUCAGAUUGCUUGCCAAAUAAUUUUGGCGUAAAAGUCCAGAACGAACACAGAAGAGAAAUUGGAGACGUCACGUGGACGAAAGCGGUAGCGGUGAAGAUCAGAAAUAGCAGCGUUAUUCAAAUAAAACGCGGCAACAAAGUCAUAAUAAACUCUCACAAAGUCAGAUCGUUUCCUCAUCGUGUUUCGGGCGACGGAACGAUCGUUCGUCGGACUGCAGAAGGAGUGGAAGUGCACAUAGCUUCGAGUGAUGUGGUGGUAACAUUUGAUGGCAAACACAGGAUAGCAGUGAGAGUACCAAAGUCGUACCUCAAUAGAACGUGUGGCUUAUGCGGUAUCUACGACAACGAUCCAGCAAAUGACAUGUCGCUUAGAAACGGAAGUAUUGUCGUUCCGAGUAAUCCAGACAUUUCUUACUCUUCCGUCUCACAAUCUGCUUAUCACGAACUUGGAGUGAGUUGGGCUGUGGAAGGCAAAGAUCGAUUAUUGCUUCCUUCCGAUGAUUUAUGUAACGACACUAAACCAGAAUUCCCUAUAUGCGAUGAAGCCGAUCAAUCUAAAGCUGAGGAGUAUUGUGCAGAAAUCAAAUCUCCAAGGUAUUCCAAAUGCCAUUCUAUUGUAGAUGCACAAGUUUACUUCGAUUCUUGCGUCUUGGACAUUUGUGGCUGUAAUGGAGAUACCGGUUGUGGUUGCGAUUCUAUUAAAGAGUAUGAAAGCAAGUGUCGUGAUCGUGGCGUCACAGGCUUCUCAUCAGUUGUCGAUGAAUGUGGCGUCUGUUACGGAAACGGUUCCUGUUGUGGAGACGCUACCUGUGACGUGUACGGAGAUCCUCACUAUAGAACGUUUGAUGAUAGUCUUUACCAUUUUCAAGGACAUUGUGAAUACGUCCUUACUGAAGACUGUCAACAUGAAGAUUUUCAAAUUACAGUGCAAAACGAACAUCGACACGGAAACAAUCUCGUCUCGUAUGUGCGAUCUGUAGCCAUCAAGAUACACAGAGUAGCCAUCAUCAAACUUCUUUUGAAUAAAGUUACGGUUGUCAACAAUGUGCAGUUGACAGAAAAUCAACUGCCGUUUACCAUUGGAGUCGAUGGGACUGUUAUAGAAAGAACACGAGAUGAGACCGAUGUGUGGAUUAAAGUAACGUUGUCCAGUUCUCGAGUCAGAGUAUUUUGGAACGGAAAGAACAAAGUCAAAAUUGUAGCACCCGACCAUUAUAAGAAUCGUCUUUGUGGGCUAUGUGGUACGUUUGAUGGCAACAAAUCAAAUGAUUUGACAUUACGCAAUGGUACGGUACUGCAACCGACCGGUCUAACAGACACUAGCGAUGAUUAUUCUACGAUCAAAGAAUAUCAUCAGUUUGGUGUGGAUUGGACCAUUUCCAAAGCAAACAGACUGCUGAUACCGCAAAAUGAAUCGUGUGAAGAUGGACCUCAACCUCCAGAUCCUUGUAAUGUCGCUGUCAGAGACGAAGCACAUAGCUAUUGCAAGGUAAUUAUAAAUAGAAAGAGAUACGGAGUUUGCCACCAAUUCGUAAACGCCAAAGAGUAUUACAUGACUUGCAUGUAUGACACUUGUUCAUGCCUCAGCGACGGCAUUCAUUCGUGUUAUUGCACUUCAGUGGAUGCAUUUGAACAAGCCUGUCGUAAAGUGGGAGUUACUCAUUUCAACGCCAUGGUUAAUGAAUGUGGGCAGUGCAAUGGUACUUGCCCUCCUCCACCUAACGCACCAUCCUGUAAAGCGUCGAUCGGUCAUGUGUACACUUUUCAAAAGGAUUCACAUGACAAUGAAGGAAAUUGUGAGUAUACACUCUUGCGAGAUUGUGAGAAAGACGAAUUCUCCGUACACUAUCUCAACAGAAAUAGAUAUCAAACAAAGUUAUCUCAAGAACAGGCACUAUUAGCCAUUCGUGUAUCAGGAGGGGCCAUUACCAAAGUGUGGAGAAAUUCUACAGUCCAAGUGAACGGUCGUACUCCCUAUUCCUUUCCUUACAAGAUCGAUGGAGGACUCGUGACAAAAUCUGGUCCCGUCGUCAAAGUAAUCAUCGCAAGUUCUGACGUACAAGUCAUUUGGGAUGGACUCUCGGCGACGGUCAAUGUAACCGUACCAUUCAAUUACUACAACCGAACGCGAGGAUUGUGCAGCAGUUUGAACGAGAACUAUUUAUUUUGUAGUACCCGCACUGUGAAGAAGGAAGACAGAUUGUUGUUGUCUUCUCAAGAUACCUGCAGUCCCCCAUCAAACUGCUCAAGCAAUUCAUUGAAGUCGGCUUUGGACUACUGCAACGUCCUAACUCAAGACGGUCAACGAUACGGUGCUUGUCAUUCCGUCCUCGAUCCAACUGAAUACUACAACUUGUGUAUCAAACAGAUUUGCGAUUGCAACGGCAAUAAAAGUUGUGGUUGUUCUGCUAUCAAGGCCUACGAAUCCCAAUGCAGAAAUGUUGCAGGAAACGAUGUUCGUGUUGGUACAAUUGUGGAUGAAUGUGGAGAAUGCUACGGCGACGGCAAAAGUUGCAAAUACGCUAAUUGUACGAUAUUUAGCACACCAAUGGGGUCGAUCACCAGAGCAAAUCAGGAAUAUAUAACAUUCGAUUGUCUCGUUCAUCGAUUCCAAGGAUCGUGUGAAUACGUCUUGGCACGUGACUGUACAGGAGGUCUCUUUGACAUUCACAUCGAAAAUACCUCUCCUUUCCCGAAUGCCAUUGGCUCUGCGUGGACAAAAGCCGUCGCCAUUCGUGCAGCUGGACUCGGAGUGAUUAAAAUAUUUGUCUCUCUUCACAAGCCAAUAGUGUAUUUGAACGACGAACGUCUGUCUUGGCCAUCAACAACAUCAGCAAUCGAUGGUUCACAAAUUCUCCUCUUUUCUGAAGUAUUCGAAGACAGAGUAGAAAUUCAUUUGGCACGAACAAAAGUCAAAGUAUUUGUGCUAAAUCGACAUCAAACGAUCUUACUUUGCCAAAUGGAAAAUUUCUAA
This is a messenger RNA of Corticium candelabrum, 3498 nucleotides long. RefSeq names its product mucin-5B-like. The record is from RefSeq and is a predicted model, not a curated record. Gene Ontology annotation, cellular component: extracellular matrix. The coding region runs from base 1 to 3498 and encodes 1165 amino acids. NCBI's taxonomy places the organism in Eukaryota, Metazoa, Porifera, Homoscleromorpha, Homosclerophorida, Plakinidae. The transcript is spliced from 2 exons.